Messenger RNA from Striga hermonthica, 3393 nucleotides. Lineage: Eukaryota; Viridiplantae; Streptophyta; Magnoliopsida; Lamiales; Orobanchaceae. The record is from the annotation of a GenBank genome assembly.
AUGGAUGAUCAAAACGACGACGCUUUGAUCGACGCCGGCCUUCUCAAUUCCUACUCCCAAAGGUUCGCCUUCCGCUCCGAUUCCGACGAGGACUCGCCGAGCGGCGGACGGAAGUUCAGCUCCGAUGACGCAGCGUCGGGUUGCCAGAAAGCCCCCAGGAUCUUCGACCGGUUCUACAAUUCUUCCUCGUCGGACGAAGAGGAGGAAGACGCCGCCGGCUCCUCCAAUUACCAGCGACGGCUCGAUUACAUGAUCCAGUUCCUGGACCGGAAGCUGUCGACCUCCUCGUCCCCCGACCAGCCGCUGCCGGAAUUCUCCGGCUCGGGCGGCGGGACGGGCAUUUUCAGGCCCCCAGUCCGAGCUCCGGUUCACCCGAACCGGCCGAUGAGCCUCGAGAUAAGGCCGCACCCUCUUAGGGAAACUCAGGUGGGGAAAUUUCUCAGGAGGCUCAUCUGCGUGAGAGAUGGUGUCGGGCCGCAGCUGUGGGCCGGAUCGGAGUGUGGGGUUAGGGUUUGGGACUUGAGGAAUGAGGCUAUCUACGGUGGUGAGGAAGAGGAAGGGGAAGAGGAGGGGACGGCCAAGUACUGGGAGUCGGCUGAGGUGGCUGCUGCCACGCUUUGUGUGGUGGGUGAUGCCGGGAAUAGAGUGGUGUGGAGUGGGCAUAGAGAUGGGAAGAUCAUGUGUUGGGAGAUGUUGGAUUUUUCGAGUGAGAAAGUGAACGGAAGGGCAAAUGAUGUAAGGAAUGGAUUUUCAGAGGUUUUCUCGUGGCAAGCUCAUCGAGGGCCAGUUCUGUCUAUGGUUGUUAGCUCUUAUGGGGACAUAUGGUCCGCGUCUGAGGGUGGUGCCCUGAAGAUAUGGCCUUGGGAAGCUAUUGAAAAAGCGCUCUCUCUAACUGUUGGAGAAAGGCACAUGGCUUCUUUAUUGGUGGAGAGGUCAUAUAUUGACCUGAAGAGCCAAGUAGGCCAGAAUGGUGCCUGUGGUAAUAUCUUUACUUCAGAUAUCAGAUAUAUGCUAUCAGAUCAUUCUGGGGCGAAAGUGUGGACUGCCAGUUAUCAAUCAUUUGCGUUGUGGGAAGCUCGAACAAAAGAGUUACUGAAAGUGUUCAACAUCGACGGCCAAAUCGAGAACCCAUCGCUUGAUUCUUUUAUGGAGGACGAGAUUAGGACAAAGGUUGUGCUCGGCUCAAAGGAUAAAACACAAAACUCCUUCAGUUUUUUCCAACGCUCACGUAAUGCCAUUUUGGGAGCAGCUGAUGCCGUCCGUCGAGCUGCGGGCAAAGGAGCAUUCGGAGACGAUAACCGGCGGACUGAAGCAUUAGUGGCUACACCCGACGGUAUGGUUUGGAUCGGCUGUGCUAACGGGUCACUAGUGCAGUGGGAUGGCAACGGAAACCGCUUGCGUGAUUUCCACUACCAUUCAACCAUGGUUCAGAGUCUCUGUACAGUAGGGUCACGGAUAUGGGUCGGAUACAUGAGUGGCACAGUGCAAGUUUUGGACCUCAAUGGCGAUCUGCUUGGGCAGUGGGUGGCUCAUAAUAGCCCCGUGAUUGACUUGGCUGUUGGGGCCGGCUAUGUUUUCACGUUGGCUAAUCAUGGUGGCGUUCGUGGGUGGAGCAUCGCAUCCCCGGGACCACUCGACAGCAUAUUCCGUGCGGAGUUGGCUGGGAAGGAGUUUUUGUACACGAGGCUCGAGAACCUGAAGAUUUUGGCUGGGACAUGGAAUGUCGGGCAGGGAAGGGCGGGACCUGAUUCACUUGUUUCCUGGAUUGGCUCGUCGGCGGCGGAUGUUGACGUGAUUGUUGUUGGGUUGCAGGAGGUGGAAAUGGGUGCUGGUUUUCUUGCUGUAUCGGCUGCUAAAGAAACUAUGGGUCUUGAGGGUAGUUCUGCAGGGCAAUGGUGGCUAGAUAUGAUUGGAAAAACACUGGACGAGGGAUCUACCUUUUUACGUGUUGGCUCCAGGCAGUUGGCAGGGUUGCUGAUUUCUGUGUGGGUUCGAAACAACAUGCGGGGCCAUGUUGGGGAUGUCGAUGUUGCAGCAGUUCCUUGUGGUCUGGGACGAGCGAUUGGAAAUAAGGGAGCUGUUGGGCUAAGGAUGAGAGUAUAUGGUCGGGUGAUGUGCUUCGUGAAUUGUCAUUUUGCUGCACACUUAGAGGCAGUCAAUCGUAGAAAUGCCGAUUUUGAUCAUGUAUACCGUACUAUGUUAUUCAGUAGGCCAUCCAAUAUUAUAAAUGCUGCCGCUGCAGGGGUUUCAUCUGCAGUUCAAGUGCUUCGCACUACAAGUGCUAUGGGUAAUACCCCUGUGGAAGGAAUGCCAGAGCUUUCUGAGGCUGACAUGAUUGUGUUUCUUGGGGACUUCAACUAUAGGCUAGAUGGCAUAUCUUAUGAUGAGGCUCGUGAUUUCAUCUCACAGAGAUGCUUUGACUGGCUCAGGGAGAAGGAUCAGCUGCAGGCAGAAAUGAAAGCCGGCAAUGUUUUCCAAGGAAUGCGAGAAGCUAUUAUAAGGUUUCCACCGACUUACAAAUUCGAAAAACACCAGCCCGGUUUGGCAGGGUAUGAUUCCGGGGAGAAAAAACGAAUUCCCGCCUGGUGCGACAGGAUUUUGUAUCGAGAUACCCGUUCGGCUUCGGUUUCAACUUGCAGCUUAGACUGUCCUGUGGUCGCAUCAACAUUGCAGUAUGAAGCUUGCAUGGAUGUUACGGAUAGCGACCACAAGCCCGUGCGCAGCAUUUUCUGUGUUGAGGUAGCUCGGGUAGAUGAGUCAGUAAGAAGACAAGAAUUUGGUGAAAUCAUUAGAUCAAAUGAGAAAAUCAAGCGUCUACUAGAAGAAAUAUCAAAAGUUCCGGAAGCAAUUGUCAGUACGAACAACGUAAUCCUUCAGAAUCAAGAUACAUCGAUAUUGCGGAUAACAAAUAAAUGCAAGAAAGACCGAGCUUUUUAUGAAAUAAGUUGCGAAGGUGUGUCUAGCAUUAAGGAGGAUGGACAAGCAUCUGAUCAUCGCCCAAGAGGUUCUUUCGGGUUCCCCAGGUGGCUUGAGGUCAAGCCUGCAUCUGGAAUCAUCGAGGCCGAUCAAAUUACCGAAAUAUCGAUACGCCACGAAGAAUACGAAACAUUUGAAGAAUUCGUCGAUGGAGUCCCACGAAACUUUUGGUGCGAAGAUGCUAGGGACAAAGAAGUAAUUUUGGCAGUUAAAGUGCGUGGGACUUGCACGACUGAGCCCAAAUGUCACCGUGUACGCGUGCGCUAUAGCAUCACAGGCAAGCUCACGCCUAUGAAUAAUUCCAAAGCUAACAACUCUAGUGGGGCCCACGCGAAUCUCCUUCACCGGGCCGACUACCAUAGGAUGAGCGGAUCGUGUGAUGUGGUUGACCACUUGCGAAAUCUGCAUACUCCUUAA